This is a messenger RNA of Pelobates cultripes (western spadefoot toad), 4569 nucleotides long. The record is from the annotation of a GenBank genome assembly. NCBI's taxonomy places the organism in Eukaryota, Metazoa, Chordata, Amphibia, Anura, Pelobatidae.
AGAAAGUGGGAGAUGUCUACCAGCUGGUGUCUAUUCUAUUGAGAAACUAUACUUGCGGCUGCUGUACCUUGAAGAUCUAAGUGUGAGUCUCACAACCCUGAAAGCUUUGUCUUCAAAAUUCAUAUUGACUACAGGUAUGUCACUUUAUUUGGAAUUUAACUAUUAAUAUUCUUUAGUUGGUGAAUGUAUCUAUCUAUCUAUCCGUCUAUCCGUCUGUCUGUCUAUCUGUGUCUCUGUCUGUCUGUCUCUCUCUAUCUCACUCAGUCUUUGGAAACUAUGCUACAACUAUCCAGUGAUGUUUAAAAUAUAAACACACACACAUUUUAAUGUCCCCAAAUCCUGAAAGUAGACACAAUAAUAGCUACAUUUUGUGCAGAAUCCUUAUCCUUCACGCCCUUUUCUUUCUGUCUCCCCCUCUCUCUCUGUCGAAGCUAUCACUCAGCAGAACAUAAGGUUGUCUUUUAUAAUCUUUUUGUUUCUUUCCAAAAAUGGAAGAAGAGCUUCUUUUGAGCCAUUAAACAAUAUUAGUCUGCUUAAUAUGAUAAUAAACUGCUUUUUAUUUUAUCAGCUUUACCAAGGGUCUCUAUCUUCUGCAGUAGACUAGGAGAGUACCGGACUACAUUUGCAUGGAUAUGUUUAGUUAUUUGUAGCACUAACUUUGUUUGUUAUGUUCUUACACACAAUGUGACAUCUAGAAAACAGUCCUGUAAAUGUAUGACUGUAGAGAGUGCAGUAAUUACUCAAAUCUACUGAAAAUGUCUUAAAGUUAUGGGAUGUAUAUCACCUGAAAGUACUGUGGUUCCGUCACCUUGUGGAACGUAAGGAUGGGUGAAGUUUUGAUGAUUAACUGGAGCUUGACCGCAUCUUGUCCUGGCAUUCCAACAAACCUACCCAAAAUACUAUUUAACGGUUUGUGUGUUACAGUCACCAAGGCAUAAAAUACAUUCUCACUGGAAUAAAACCACUACAUUUGAAAACAGUGUCCCACUGGCUGUAAAAUACCAGUAAGCCUACUUAGCAUAGCCUGACUGGGCAUGAGUGCAAAACUUCAAUGGGUUAUUUCUGAGUCACAACAAUGUGCUAAAUGAGCAAAACCCAUGAUAUACUAUAUAAUGUACAGAACAGUUUGACACAUCAUCCCCAUUGUCUCUGAAGUUUAUGUAGAUCUAAGCCCUUAUCUUUUUUUACUGUUCCAUUAAUCCAGAUCCUAGGAUUUCUGAAAUCCCCUUGACUCUUUUUCUCUGUUACAGCAAGUAUGUAGAUAGUUUAUAGACCAGAAAAGAAACUUCAGGAACCUUCAAUGCUUGACUAUGCUUCUGACAGAAAUCAGAGACAUAAAACAAUAUGUAUCUUCAAACUGCAUUGUGUAAUAAGAUUAAUAUAUGUUUUAGGAUGGAUGAUGAUGACAAAGAUGCAGCCAACAUUUCUUCUGUCCGGAAACCUCCCAGUUGACAGAAGUUAAUGGGUGAGUAUGCGUUCAGUGUCAAAACAUUAUAAAUAUUAGUUUAUUACACAUCAAACGGAAUAAAAUACAUUUACAAGCAUGCGAUAACAUUUGGACUAAUGCACUUAUCUGAUACAUCUAUACAUGCACAUAUAAUUAAAUACACAGGGCGUAAUAGCCAAAGAAUAUUUCUUGAGCAGUGUUCUGGGGGCAAAGGCUUGAGAAAUGCUAUGAAAACCUGAAAUAUUGGUGGUGGUAACAAAUAAAGGUUGAUUGUGCUCAAUUAAUUGUGAGACUCUGUCACUUAUCAUUUUGCAAACACUUUAUUCAUGGUUUUAUAAUUGAAUCUAAAUCCAGCACAUCCUUUUGUUUUGUUUUUUAACCACUUAAAAGGAUUAAAGGUAUUUUGUCACCUUGGCAAGUUUUCCCUGCCCAAUAAUGUACUCAAGACUCACGCCAAUUGUCAUGUACACAUGUUUGUUUCUGCUGAUCCUAAUCUGUUCCCAUUCACUCCUCUCACUUACUGCUAAGAGCUAAUUUUACUUUAGCAGAAUAGCAAUAAUGUCUUAUUCACAAUGAGCAUUUCAAUGAAUUUGUUCUUGGAAAUAGACGGAUGUCAUGCUGCAUGAAUGUACAGUUGUGUUUUGCUCAUUGCAAUGGAAUGAAAAACCGGAUAACUCUGUACAUACCUAAUUUUCACUACCUUAUAAUCAAAAAGGUCAUACAUCCAUAGCGUAGCUAAAUAUAGGAACAUAUUGAAAGGGGAGCUGUCACUUCCUGGGAUUUUUACUAAUAUAUUUUCUUAUUUCUAUAUUUAACAAAUAUGUAUUUGUUAGGUGUGAAAAAUACAACUAAACAUAGAAAUCCACACCUCUUUAUCCUGUAACUGGGAGCCUCCAUCUUAGCUCCCUGGCAAUUAUUGUUACGAGCUCUGUCCUUUGCUCUGUCCAGUCAGCAUUGAGAAAGAAUACAGAGAAAAGGAGAAAUGAAACAAUAUUCAUAUUUUUUUUUCAUUGGCAAUAUAUGCCUGGACUAGGCUUUGCCUGGAUUGACUUGGGUUUUGAUGGGAUUUACAAUAUUUCUUAAAAUACAAGUUUAAAAAAAAGCUGAGCGUCUGAUGAAAAAAGGGUAACGUGUUAUAAGUGAUUUUCAAUGUUUUCUUCCGCAGCAUAAAUUCCAGAGAAGUGACAAUUCUCCUUUAAUGUAUAGUUUAGAAAUGUGUAAUGCAAUAUGCUUGCUUAAUUUCGUUCUAUAGAGUGUUGUUUUAUGCUUUAUAUUGACCAUUCUUUAUUUCCUUUAUCACACAGAGGAAAAGCCACUGCUUAUGUGAAUAGAAAAUAAUGACCUUGUAAUUUGGUUCCCUUAAGACUGCAAAAUGGAAUCUAUUCAUAAAGUUGUGGAUAAUCUAGAAGUUCCUCAAAGUGAUGCCUGUAAAGAUUCAGAAGGCACAAAAGCAGUGAAGGAAGAAGGCCUGAACCAGUCCCUUCAAAACUCUAACUGGAAGCAGUUUAGUGAGAAUGUGAACAAUGAGACAGAAUUUUCCAGGUGUCCCAAAGAAUGUCAUGACAACUUAUCAACUGAGCCAAUGAGGAUGGAAGAAGGAGAGCAGAGAGUCUUUAUAAAUAUUGCAGGUCUAAGAUAUGAGACACAUCUCAAAACACUCAGUGAGUUCCCUGACACAUUACUUGGAGACCCUCAAAAAAGAAUCCAUUAUUUUGAUUCCAUGAGGAAUGAAUAUUUUUUUGACAGAAAUCGUCCAAGUUUUGAUGGAAUUCUAUAUUAUUACCAAUCUGGUGGAAAAAUAAGGCGUCCUGCAAAUGUCCCCAUAGAUGUUUUUGCAGAUGAGAUUGUUUUUUAUGAACUUGGAAAUGACGCUUUGGAUCAGUUUCGAGAGGAUGAAGGUUUUCUUAAGGAUCCUGAAAUACCGUUGCCAACCAAUGACUAUUACAGACAAUUUUGGUUGCUUUUUGAAUAUCCUGAAAGCUCAAGUGCUGCAAGAGGAAUGGCAUUGGUCUCUGUUUUAGUAAUAGUCAUCUCCAUACUCAUCUUCUGCUUGGAAACAUUGCCAGAAUUCAGAGAAGAAAGAGAUUUUCAAAUGCACAGGGAUUCAAGCAACUACACAGAGUACAUAACUUACCUAAGCACCUUGACAGAUCCUUUUUUUAUGAUAGAAACUAUUUGUAUAAUAUGGUUUUCUUUUGAACUAAUUGUCAGGUUUAUUGUCUGUCCGAGUACUUCUGAGUUCUUUCAGAACAUCAUGAAUAUCAUUGAUAUUGUAUCUAUCAUUCCAUAUUUUGUAACUCUUAUAACUGAACUUGUAAAGCCACCAGAACCUAAUGGCCAGCAAAACAUGUCUUUAGCAAUUCUACGGAUUGUCCGUCUGGUUAGAGUGUUUAGAAUUUUCAAGCUAUCAAGACACUCAAAGGGACUUCAGAUUUUAGGGCAAACCCUGAAAGCUAGUAUGAGAGAACUAGGUUUGCUAAUAUUUUUUCUCUUCAUUGGCGUAAUACUCUUCUCUAGUGCUGUGUAUUUUGCUGAGGUUGAUGAACCUAAAUCUCAAUUUGUUAGCAUCCCUGAUGGUUUUUGGUGGGCUGUGGUGACAAUGACAACUGUUGGUUAUGGAGAUAUGUGCCCUAUUACAUUGGGGGGUAAGGUUGUGGGGACUCUGUGUGCUAUUGCAGGGGUCUUGACCAUUGCUCUACCAGUCCCAGUGAUAGUGUCUAACUUUAAUUACUUUUAUCACAGAGAAACAGAGAAUGAAGACAGACAAAGUUUACCAGUGGAUCUAGAAAAGAUAAGUUUAACAAACGUUACACGUUCAGGAAGUAUAACCUCUCUGAAGAAAAACAAUGGUUCUUGUGUACAAGACAAAAAUUGUGGUAGCUAAAUGUUGGAAACUAUUUACUAAACUGGGAGUUGUUUAGAAAUGUCAAGGGGACUGUAAACGUUAGGCUAAAAAUAGACAAUUUAGAAAAAUCUCCAACUUUUUUUACAGCUCAAUAAUUUUAGACUGAAAUUUACAAUUCUGUUGUCAAUAUUCUCCAAUUAAUUGUUUAAUUGUUCUUAUACACACCAGUGUAAAUUUUUAUACUAUGCUAAAUGUAAAAUAGGAGCACACAUAGGAG